Canis lupus familiaris (dog) is the source of this 10367-nucleotide messenger RNA. It is a transcript of the gene GRID2IP, whose product is annotated as Grid2 interacting protein. Gene Ontology annotation, molecular function: protein binding. Bases 95 to 3208 code for a protein of 1037 amino acids. The record is from RefSeq and is a predicted model, not a curated record. NCBI's taxonomy places the organism in Eukaryota, Metazoa, Chordata, Mammalia, Carnivora, Canidae. The transcript has 21 exons.
CAGAGGCUGGCGGAGUCGCGGCGCCCUCGCUCUGCUCGCGGGCUUGGCCACCCAUACCUGCCGGCACCUGCCACGCCGCCGUCGCCGGCUCCAGAUGGGGAAGGACCAGGGCUUCUCUCGGCACUUUCGGAUCUUCAUCCCCAAGAAGCACCGAGCACGCUUCGACGAGGUGGUGUCGCAGGGUCUGCUGGGCAAGCUGUGCCGCGCUCGGCGGACGCAGGGAGCGCAGCGGCUGCGCCGGAGCCGCAGCGAGGAGCGGCCGGAGCGCCUCCUGGUGUCCACUCGCGCCAGCGCCGCCCCGCGCCGCCCGGAUGAGCCGCCCCCGCGCAAGGCUGCCUCGCUGCUGGGCGGCCGCGCGGGCCCGGGGGGCGCGCGCAGGACAGUCCGAGUCUACAAGGGCAACAAGAGUUUCGGCUUCACACUGCGCGGUCACGGGCCUGUCUGGAUCGAGUCUGUCCUGCCUGGGAGCCCGGCUGACAAUGCGUCCCUCAAGUCAGGUGACCGGAUCCUCUUCCUCAAUGGACUAGACAUGAGGAACUGCUCCCAUGACAAGGUGGUGUCCAUGCUUCAAGGCAGUGGUGCAAUGCCCACACUGGUGGUGGAGGAAGGGCUCGUCCCAUUUGCCAGCGACUCCGAUUCUUUGGAUUCCCCCAACCCGUCCUCGGCGCUCACCUCCCUGCAGUGGGUGGCGGAGAUCCUGCCUUCCAGUAUUCGGGUGCAGGGGAGGACUUUCAGCCAGCAGCUGGAGCACCUACUCACGCCUCCCGAGCGCUAUGGGGUCUGCCGGGCCCUUGAGAGCUUCUUCCAGCACAGGAACAUUGACACCCUCAUUGUGGAUGUCUACCCUGUGCUGGACACACCUGCCAAGCAAGUCCUUUGGCAGUUCAUCUACCAGCUGCUGACUUACGAGGAGCAGGAGCUCUGCCAGGAGAAAAUUGCAUGUUUCCUGGGCUACACAGCCAUGACAGAGCCGGAGCCUGAGCUGGACCUGGAGCCUGAGCCUGAGCCUGAGCCUGAGCCUGAGCCUGAGCCGGUGCCGGAACUCCAGCGGCGGAGUUCCCUGAGGGCCUCCUCCAUGUGCCGCCGCAGCCUCCGGUCCCAAGGUCUGGAGGCCAGCCUCAGUUGCGGUCCCGGCGACUGCCCCGAGAUGCCUCUUCCUCUAAUCCCAGGCGAGCGCCAGGCAGGCGACGGCACGUCCCUCCCUGAGACCCCCAAUCCUAAGAUGAUGUCGGCCGUCUAUGCAGAGCUUGAGUCCCGACUGAACAGCAGCUUCAAAGGGAAGGUGGGGACCUCGUCCAGAUCCCGUGCCUCCCCACCAGUGCCCAGCCCGUCAGGCACAGCAGGGCCCAGGACCCUGUCCAGCGUCUCGUGGCCCAGCGAGCGGCUCCUGCCCUCCCCCUGCUACUACCCACUGUGUUCAGGGGGCCUGGCCUCCCCCAGCAGCUCUGAGUCCCACCCCUACGCCAGCCUGGACAGCAGCAGGGCGCCCUCCCCACAGCCAGACCCUGGGCCCAUCCACUCUGACAGCCCCCCAAGCCCGGACCCUGCCCGCCCGCCCAGCCGCAGGAAGCUCUUCACCUUCUCCCGCCCCAUGCGAAGCCGAGAUACUGACCGCUUCCUGGACGUGCUGAGUGAGCAGCUGGGUCCCCGGGUCACUGCUGUGGAUGAUUUCCUGAGCCCUGAGAACGAUUACGAGGAGAUGAGCUUCCAUGAUGACCAGGGAAGCUUUGUGACCAAUGAGCGGAGCAGCGCUAGUGAGUGCAUCAGCAGCAGUGAGGAAGGCAGCUCCCUGACCUACUCCUCCAUCUCCGACCACAUUCCCCCACCCCCGCUCAGCCCCCCGCCUCCACCACCCCUGCCCUUCCAUGACCCCAAGCCCAGCUCCCGCACCCCUGAUGGUCCCCGGGGCCCUGCUCAGACGCUGGCCAAGCCCCUCGCCCAACUCAGCCACCCAGUCCCUCCACCGCCCCCGCCUCCCCUGCCCCCACCGGUGCCCUGUGCACCCCCAAUGCUGUCCCGGGGCCUGGGCCACCGUCGAAGUGAGACCAGCCACAUGAGCGUCAAGCGCCUGCGGUGGGAGCAGGUAGAGAACUCGGAAGGCACCAUCUGGGGUCAGCUAGGGGAAGAUUCUGACUAUGACAAGCUGAGCGACAUGGUGAAAUACCUCGAUUUGGAGCUGCACUUUGGCACCCAGAAACCUACUAAGCCGGUGCCUGGGCCUGAGCCCUUCAGGAAGAAAGAGGUGGUGGAGAUCCUGUCUCACAAGAAGGCCUACAACACCUCCAUCCUGCUCGCUCACCUGAAGCUGAGCCCCGCGGAGCUGCGGCAGGUGCUCAUGAGCAUGGAGCCCCGGCGCCUGGAGCCCGCGCACCUGGCGCAGCUGCUGCUCUUCGCGCCCGACGCUGACGAGGAGCAGCGCUACCAGGCCUUCCGCGAGGCGCCCGGCCGCCUCAGCGAGCCCGACCAGUUCGUCCUGCAGAUGCUAUCCGUUCCCGAAUACAAAACCCGCUUGCGCAGCCUCCACUUCCAAGCCACCCUACAAGAGAAGACGGAAGAGAUCCGGGGCAGCCUGGAGUGCUUGCGCCAGGCCUCCCUUGAGCUCAAGAACAGCCGGAAGCUCGCCAAGAUCCUGGAGUUUGUGUUGGCCAUGGGCAACUAUCUCAAUGAUGGACAGCCUAAAACCAACAAGACCACAGGCUUCAAGAUCAACUUCCUGACAGAGCUGAAUUCCACAAAGACUGUGGAUGGGAAGUCCACCUUCCUGCACAUCCUUGCCAAAUCACUGAGCCAGCACUUCCCAGAACUGCUGGGCUUUGCUCAGGACCUGCCCACUGUGCCCCUGGCUGCCAAAGUGAAUCAACGGGCCCUGACCAGUGACCUGGCUGACCUCCAUGGCACCAUCAGUGAGAUACAGGAUGCUUGCCAGAGCAUGUCUCCCUCUAGUGAGGACAAGUUUGCUAUGGUCAUGACGUCCUUCCUAGAUACAGCCCAGCCGGUGCUGCGGGCACUGGACGGGUUGCAACAUGAGGCCAUGGAGGAGCUGGGCAGGGCACUGGCCUUCUUCGGUGAGGACUCCAAAGCAACCACUUCUGAGGCCUUCUUUGGCAUCUUUGCAGAGUUCAUGAGCAAGUUCGAGCGAGCACUCAGUGACCUGGAGGCUGGGGAUGGCCCACGCAGCUCGGGGAUGGUUUCACCCCUGGCCUGGUGACCUGCGGAGUCCAUCCUGCCUGAGGCCCAUCCCAGUAGCCUGGAGCAGUCCAUAGCAGCCUAGGUGUGGGAGAUGGGGCCCGGCCUCCCCGUGUCUCCAGCUACCUCAGCUGUCAGGCUCUGGGCACUGGGAAGGUGCAGGGUCAGCCUAGUUCCCCUCUGUGGGCCUUGGCUUUGGCUCUGGCUCCAAGUGAGCACUGGGGGCAUGGGACAGAGAGGAGGUGCUAACUCCUCGGAGAGUGUGAACCUUAGCUGCCCACAGGCAUGCUCACACUGGAAGGCCUGGCUUUGCCCGGCCUCUCUCUGGGUCUUGGAGUAGAUGCUGGCUAUGCACACCCUCAGGACUCUGGUCUGGCCCAAGGGAGGGGUGGCAGGGCUUCCACCAGUGAGUGGAUUGUGAAGUGGCCCCCACCUGGGGGCAGUGUCUACUGUCUGCCCCUCAGAGCUUGGCCAGAGCAUUCUCUGCCCCAAGCAAGGACAUCGGAAUCUCCUUUCCGAGCCUGCUCCCAGUAGGCUGGAGGGACGCCCUUGCAGAACAUGCACUCUGGACCCUGGACAAAGUGACAGAUGCCCUUGAACAUGCCAUGCCAGUGAGCAUGACAGGCCUUGAGGUUCCUCACCCAGCCCUGGCCUCCUGGGGCUGCCUGGAAGAAACUGGAAGAAAGGAUAUCCCCAAGUGCAGGGACCUGGGGGCCUGUGUACCAAGCCUGGGUCUUGGAAGCUAGAAGCAGGGAAGGGAGGACAGACGCUGGGCAGGAAUACAGGAGAGGACUGGAUUAGGAAGACCGCGAUGUCAGACUGUAGAACUGAGGGGUUUCAGACUGUAGAAUUGAGGGGUUUUAUCCAGCAAACAAAUUUGAGUCCAGUUUGGGGAGCCCGAGAGUGGGAUGGCGUGGUCAAGUAGGGACAGAGAGGAUGGAAAGCUGUUUAGGUGCUGGGUGAGCAGGACUUGGUAACUGAUUGCCUGGCUGGGUCAUGGUGAUGUUCCCUGGAAUGGGUCACAUGAGCAGAGUGGACGUCAGGGUAGAUGACACAGUGGGACAUAGUUGGGAUCCCAGAGGCCAUUUCACAUAUGUGUCUGGAGGCCCUGGUGAGGUCAGGGGUAGAGGAGACAGUUACCUGGACACCAAGAGCAGGGGUGCUGUGGACGGGGAGGAUAUGUUCAUUUCCUCCAUCCUUUUCAUGUUCCAAUUGGCAGUCCCAACAUCAGGCAGAUUCCUGUUGCCUCUUUCCUUAACUUUCUUCCAGAGAAGUCUGCAAUGGGCUUUAAAUUUGUCUCGGAUUCUUUUUCUCUCCCUACAAUCAAAUGGCUAAUGUUGCUUUUGGACAGUAUCUGGGACCCGUUCAGUUCCUGGCAAUCUCCCAGACUAUUCUUUGAGGCCAUGUAUAUAUUCUUUCCUUGUCCCCCACUCACAGCCACCAUAUAAACUUGGGGCACCAGAGUGGCUCAGUCGGUUAAGCGACUCUUGAUUUCAGCUCAGGUCAUGAUCUCAGGGUCAUGAGAUCGAAUCCCAUGUCGGGCCCCGUGCUGGAUGUGGAGCCAGUUUAAGAUUUAAGUUUAAGAUUCUCUCCCUCUCCCUCUGCCCCUCCCCACCCUCUUAAAAAAAAAAAAAAGGCUAACCAAAAUGUAUAAUUCAGUGGGGAUGGGGAGAGAGAUCCAGAUGUGGCUAGAGGUGUUCAUUUCUUCCCAGCAGCUUAAGCUGGAUGAUUUAAUGAAUGACCAAAGCCUGUGUCUCUGAGAAACAUGUCAGACAGUGAGUUAAAAUCCCUGUAUGAGAUCCAUAGAAAUGAUAGGCUCCAGCCCCAACACACUCUCCAAGUAAAUCCAGCCCUAUGCUGGGGAGGAGGGUGUGGUGCGAGGGUACACAAGUUGGCAAGCCAGCACUAGCUCUGUUUUCUCCCUGAACACCUUCUAUUGGGAACCUAUGUGUCACAUGAUGUCAUGUAGCAAACUGUCCUAAAUCUUGGUCACUUAAAACAGCAGCCACUUACUGCUCAUGAAUCUUGGAGUCACCUGGGCAGUUCUGAUCUGAGCUGGGCUCAGUGGACUCACAAAUCAAAUGUCAUCUGUAAAUCAGGUAGGCAGCUUUACUAGUCAUGCAGGGAGGGCUCUCUCCCAUGUCUGGGGCUUUGGCUGGGACAACUGGGGUGGCUUUGUGUGACCUCUCAUUCUCUAGCCAAAUAGCCAGGAUGGUUCCCAUAGUGAAGGCAGGGGUCCAGGAGAAACAAAGUCACAGAAGGCCCCUUGAAGUCUAACCUCAGACCUCAGACCUGGCACACCACCAUUCUAUCACAGUUUCCUGUCAUGUAACAAGGCCAGCCCAGAUUCUAGGGGCGGUCUAAUUGGCUCCGCUCUGGAUGAGAGAUGAAGCCAAGUCACACUGCGUAGGGUGUGGAUUCAGGGUUGGCUGGAGAAUCAGAGCCAUUUUUGCAAUUGGUUUACCACCUGCCUGCUUGGCCAGACAUCCUGGUACAGAUCUCAGCCUCUUUAAUUUUCAGUGGCCUCCAUCCUGCCUGGACUUGGCUCAGCUCUGGUUAUCAUCUCCAUGUGUCGUCCUGGUGUCAUGCUUCCUCCUCUCUCUUACCUAUUCUCCCAUUACCUAGUCCCCUGACUCCACUCUGUCCAGUGGGCAGCAAUGGCCUGUGCCUCCCUAGCAACUAGUUUCCCUGCUACAGGGAAAGCACCCUGUUUUUCCUUUGAUAAAUUAUCUCUCCCCUACUCACAGGCCCUGAGCGGUGCCAAUUGGACAAGGAUGGUCUCAUGACUCUGGCUGGGUGGCUCAGAGUCCAGUUAAGACUCAAGUUAGCACUAUUUGAAAAGGGAGGCUCCCUCUCUUCUGGAUGAAUUGUUGGAUGUAUAGAGGGUGGAACCCCAAAUGGGGCUGCCAGGACCACCAUGUGGAGACACCUGCCUGGGGAUAAACCCAAUACAGGGAAGAAGAGAAGAGAAGACCACUCCAUACAUCUCUUUGUCCCUGGAUCCAACCAUGCCUGAAGCGGACUUCCAGACUUGUCAGUCUCUGAGCCAACAAAUUCCCCCUCCAUUUGUAAACUUUUAAAAUUUAAUUUUUUGGCUUAGGCUGGUUUGAAUGGGUUUCUGUCACUUGCAACACUAAAAGGGUUAACUAAUAACACCCAAGGUGGUUAUGGAUGUUCACUCUUUUCACAUCCUCAGUGAACGUUCUUCAUUCAUAAAUGCAUUGGCCAAUACAUUUUGACUGCCUACUUGUGCCAAGCACCAUACUGAGUGCAAACAUCUUAUGGGUUAACCUCUCCGAGUUCAAUUUUCUAGGGUUGUACUUCACGGUGGUUCAACACCCAAGUCACUACAAAGCCCUACAUGUGAGCCCAUAUAUGUGCCAUAUCCCCCCAGCAACUCCUUACCAAGUGACAGGUUGUGAAUGCAAGCAUUUAUCCCCGGGAAUUUACUUAUUUCUCAAUAUUAUGUCAUAUAUAUGUGUCCCAGGGUCACAGAUGCUGGUGACUUCAACAUAAAGCCCAAAGGCCCUUUCUCACCCCUUCUGUCUUUCCCUGCAUUCAUUUGCUCAGGCUACCAUAACAAAUACCAAGACAAAGUGGCUUAGACUCCACCAGUUUUCUGUCUCACAGUCUGGAGGCUCGGAGUCCAAGGUUAAGGUGUCCUCAGGUUUGGUUCCUCCUGAGGUUGCUCUCUUUGGCUUGCAGUUGGUUUUUCUCUGUGUGUACACAUCCUGGUGUCUCUGCCUCUUAUAAGAACAUCAGUCCUCUUGCUUUAGAGUCCCACCCUUAUGACCUCAUUUAGCCUUAAUUGUCUCCUUAGAGACCCCACCUCCAAAUGCAUUCACCUUCCGGGGUACUUUAUCAGGUACCCUGGAGGCCUCAAAGAUCUCUGGAUGGAGCUGAUGUUUCAAAGAGAAAGGCUGCUGUAACCAGGAUGUUUUCCCCUUCCCCGUCUUCAUCCCUUUGGUCUCAAGUCCAACUCAGAGUGAAUUUUGUGUGCUAUAUUCCUGCUCUCCAAGCUCCCAGAGGACUGAACACAAAUCACUCUCCACUGGCUCCCUGCCCAUCACCUAUAAAUAUCCCUCCCCCAGCAGCCCUCCAAGAACCGUCUAGACCCCAGCGCCCCAUGCCUUGUCACUGCCCCCUUCAGAGCCAGUCUUUCAGAGCUGUGGCCCACUCUCCCUGCUUCUGUGUCCCCACCAUCCACUCACCUCUCAGCGCUUGGCCACCUAGCUUUCUCUCCCAUCAUCCCCCUUAGCCUGCUGUUUCCCAGACAGGAAGCCAAGGGCACACUUGUUCUUAUCUUAAUUGACCUUUAUUGAAGCAACACUGGGCACUGUUUGUCCUCCCUUGGCAAAUUAUCACACACCCAGGCUCGGGCUCCCAGGUAUCUAUGCACCGAUAACCCUGCCAUCAGCUUGAUUUCCCCCUGGCCCGGCUGCUUGCAGCCUUUAUACGCAGCGAGUGCUCAAUAAUGCCCAUUAAAUCAAGCUGAAAUCACAUCCAAAUAGCGGCUACCAAGCUGCUCCAGAAAAUGACCGCCUUCUUUCUGUAAGACAGUUUGGCCACGUGUACCCAAAGCAGUAAAACAAGGGUUGUAAAGUAGAAGUCCACAGAGGCCAAGCAAGCAGGGGGAGCACAGGAAGUGGGCAGGUGCAGGAGAAUGAUGCAAAGCCCGGGAUGAAGGGGAGUUGACACAGAAUGACAGGGAGACCCUGGGGGCGCUGGAGGGCAGGUGCUCUGUCUGCAGGGAGACCUCCCCUCUGGCCAGUGGACCUCCCUGUGCGGGAGGCAAACCUUGUGAUGCCCUGAUCUUCAGGCUUUCUCAAAGCGAGCCAGAAACCCAGAUUUUUUAAAUUUAAAAUGUCCUGGUGAAAUGUUGGCAGCCAAUGCAAAACUGUAAGGAAGAUUAUCAGUUAUGAGCACCCCCCCCCCCAAAGAAAACAUGUCUGUGAGCCAGAUGGAGCCCAUCUGUGAGAUUGUAACCCCUGAAAUAAGAUGCCUGAAUCAUUUGACACAUUCGUACUACCCUGGGGUAUAGAGGGGUACCCCAUAAAAAAGACUUGAAUCUUUUUUUUUUUUUUUUUUACUUGAAUCAUUUUUAAAUUUUAACAAGGGAACUGUGUUUAGGGCUAAUUGACAGUUCCGGGUUCUGGAUGGAAAGAUGCUAUUGCCUUAUUGUGAAGAUGCCCUUUGAGGAAAUUCACUCGAUGAGUGCUUCAUUCAUAAGAAGGUGGGACCCACACUGUUCUGGGGGGGGGAGGGACUGUGAGCUACCAUGAAACCAAACGCUGGUUCCACAGACCAAGAGAUAAAGGGUCUGUUUAGUUGAGCAAAUGAGCUACAUCUAUACCUUGACAGGGUCCUGAAAGGAAAGUAUUUUCUCUAAAGAGAAUUUGAUUAGAUUCCCAAUGUCGCCAACACUGAAUUCACGCAGUGUGUUCUGGACCAUGUAGGGAUAGUGUGGGGGUUUCCACAGAAAGAAAUGGAUGCCCCUCACCCUGUCACACAUCCGUGGGCAGGAAGGACAAUAAGGUAUAGAGAGGAGAGCCCACUGGGGUGGAGCUGGGAACCCCCCAGCAGCGAGAGGUGAGCUGGGCCCUGCCUUGUGAGAGCUACAGGGACAGAGGUCCUGGUAUGAGAUGAAAGUGUCAAUCUGGAAGUACUCUCUCCCGCCUGGGUGCUGGGCAGACACCUUGAUGUGGCCUUAGCUACACUGGCAGAAUUUAACUGUGUUAGGAGGAGAAUUGGUUCAGGGAUACAAACAGGAUGGGAAGAAAUGACAACUCAGACAAUAGGAGCCAGGCCAAAGUUCAGGGGCCCACCAGAACAGAUGUGUGGCACAUGGACCCAUCCCUACAGAAUCCCCUGGAAUUGGGGUGCCUGGGUGACUCAGUGGCUGAGUGUCUGCCUUCGGCUCAGGUUGUGAUCCUGGGGUCCUGGGAUCGAGUCUCACAUCAGGCUCCCCACAGGGAGCCCGCUUCUCCCACUGCCUCUCUCUCUCUCUGUCUCUCAUGAGUAAAUAAAGUCUUUUUAAAAAAUCCCCCAGAAGCUAUUUGAGGAGGGAAACCCCAGGAGAAAGACUAGAAGUCCCGCCAGUUGGAGCCACAGCAGUCUUAGAAGCAUUGUGACUCGAGCAGUUAAAAACCCCACUGUGUCAUCAAUCCACCCCCCACCCCCGCCCCCUUACCCUCACCCCCAUCUGGUGAAAUGGGUGAUAUCCCAUUUCAGUCACUAGGAAAGUCACCUCACCGAGACAGUCAGGAAUGCAAAUAGACAGCCAGGCAUACGGUUGGUUUUUUGUGGAGUUGAUCUAACUUCCAUGUGAUUACCUUUCUGGGAGAUGGAUGUUCUUCUGAUGGAAAUAUUAAUUGUACCAUCAGUCAUUCUCAAAAAGGUAAAUCUCAAUGCCUGAAAUGAAUCUGAGCGAGCUUUAUCCUGGGCUGAAGAUGACCAUUCUUUCUGGCUUGACCUCUAAAACCAGAAGAUGCCUGGAAUGUUUUCACAGGAGCCAGAGAGCCUGCCCUUGUCCCAUGGAGUGUGCAGGGCAGCUCUCUUGGUUGUCUAUGUAGACCCCACCCAAUGCCCCUCCUCCCAAUAAAUCCAAUGGACCCUUGGCACACACAUUUUCCACAUUGUGUCUUUUCCACUUGGCUAAUAUGUUGGACUUUGAGUGGAAUCCUGGCCUCAGCUGAGCCAAUCAGAACCCCUCCCAAGGAGAUGUGAAAGAAGUACCUAGAGAUUUCAGGCUCAUUAUGGCUGCUCUCUGGAAUGAAAGAGAUGUAAGCUUGCUGGUGGGCCAGAGAAGGAAAGACCAGUCUGCAGAGAGAGAAAAGAGCAAGAUGCAUGCCAUUCAAUCUGUCUUGCCAUUUCUGUGUUCUCAGCCAUUAAACCUAAUCCAUGAGAAAUUAUCUUUGGAUUGUCAAGGGUUUUUAAGCAAUCAUUAAUUUAAUCCUCACUGGUGAAGGAAUCUGCAGAAAGUUGUUCUCUUCAAAUAAUUUCAUAUUAUUCAAAAGUAUAUGCAUGCGUGUGUGUGUGUGUGUGUGUGUGUGUGUGUGUUGAGGCCUAUAUGAAUGUAUCUGUAUAUAUACACACAUAGAAAAUAAUUUAUCAUUCUUCUGAAGACAUGGACUCAGAUACAUAAUAUGCAGAAAUAAAUCUCAGAUAUAACCUCAUUCACA